ACCAAUUUUUAAUUUUAGGAGGUUCAGAACGUUUUAAAACGAUUUGUGGCGGGUUGUAUGAUUGUUUCGAAACGCUGUCAACCGCUACCGAUCGCCAAAACUGCGUUUGCGGAUGGUAGCAUAGACCCUUAAACUGCUGCUGUUGAUAAAUGUUUGGCAGUCUUUCUGACUCGCUUCACGACUCUUUUAGUCUCGUUACGCUUAAUAAUCAAAAUCAGCAGAAGCCAACUCUUGAAAAUCUCAGGUUUACACUGCUAGAUCAAAUUCAUACUGAGAUCGAUUCAACCUCUGAUCAAAAAGCUAUACCUUGGUUAUAUUUUAUCUCGUCAACAAGUUUCGUAAUGAGCAUAACGGCCCUCUUGUUUCGACGGAGAGAAUAACCUAUGAUUAGUUUUUCAAGAAAUUUUCAAACGAACAAUUUCAACGAAAUCUUUCAAUUUCUUAUUUUACUAUGUUCAACUCUCUGUGACUGAAAGUGAUUAUUGCCAAGCCUUGAGAUGCGAAGAUAAAGUUCCAUACAAAUCUAUAGUACGUAGUGGUGUUGUUUACAAAUGCCACAAAAUACCAAAGGCACGUGGUUAUUGAAAUUAGAAAGAUCAAGUUCUACACUUGAUUAAUUUGUAUACUAGAUCGACCCUACGAAAUUGUUUAGCUAAGUCCUUGCGUUCUGUUCUUUCCUAUGAUUAGUGGAAGAGAGACAAUGGUUCCUAUGGUUCUCUAUCUUUCUUUUUUUCUCUUCUCCCUCUCUCUUUCUCCUCAUUUUCUUGCUCUUCCUCUUCUUCAUCUUUUCCAUGCAUCGAUAAUUUUGUAGUGUAUCUAUUUAACAUAUAUAUAGUAUUGUGUAAGAGUCGCACUACAAACGGUAACGCGCAAAGAAAGAAAAAACUCAUCCAUUUUACACCAUAUUAUCACAUCUUUCUUCACAGAUCGAUGUAUGACAAUAUUUUUUCUACUUUUUUUACUAAUUUUAACUUUUUUAAUAAUAAUAGUUUCUCAAUAAAGUAGCUCAAGACAAGUUGGCGCGUUUACUUUUAGAGCUUGACUUUUGGUCGUCAUCGUCAAUGCGUCGUCACUCGCCAAUCGCCAGUGGCCACAAAAGCAUUAUCAGUUUCGCGCCAAUAUCGACAGAGAAAAUCAAAAAUCAACUUUUACUUCGCAAGUAUAUAUGAAUUACCCACAACGCUUGAAGAGAAACGCAAAUCAAGGAAACUCAGUUAUGUCUUCUUUCAUCUUCCUUUUUCUUUUCCCGUUUAUCACUGGCUGCUUCACAGCUUCCGCUCAGGAUCCUACUUACCUAGGAUACAUCUGUCCAAGCACGCCAACUUAUACCAACGACAGCACUUACUUCACCAAUCUUGAAACCGUUUUGUCUUCACUCUCUUCCCCCGACACCUCUUACUCCACCGGAUUCCAAAACGCCACCGCCGGGGAAGACCCGGACAUGGUCACCGGCCUUUUCCUCUGCCGUGGAGAUGUCUCGGCGGAGGUUUGCCGUAACUGCGUAGGCUAUGUCGUGGAAGAUACGUUAAAUAGGUGUCCCGAGGAGAAAGAGGUCGUGCUUUAUUACGAUCAGUGCAUGGUCAGAUACUCUAACAAGAAUAUCCUCUCGAGCCUGAGCACCGGUGGAGUUUUCGAGCAGACGAACACCAAAAACGUUUCGAUUAGCGAAAAAGACAGGUUCAGAGAAUUGGUCUUGUCGACGCUGAACCCAGCCGCCACCGAAGCCGCGAGCAGUUCGAGAAAAUUCGCAGUGAGUAAAGCCAAUUGGACCGCAGCACAGACUUUGUACGGGUUGGUUCAGUGCACUCCAGAUCUGACAAGAGAAGACUGUUUGAGCUGCCUUCAACAGAGCAUCAAUCAGUUAGCCACUGACCAAAGUGGGGCGAGAUUUGUUGUGCCUAGCUGUUCUUCAAGAUACGAGCUUUACCUAUUUUACAACGAAUCCGCCACAACUAAGCCGCCACCACCACCGGAGGUUUCUACCCCUCCGCGACCUGCAGGGAAAGGUGGAAAAUCAACUGUGUUAGUGGUAGCCAUUGUUGUGGCUAUUAUAGUGGUUGUUCUGCUUUUCAUAGCUGGUUAUUGUUUCCUUGCAAAGGUGGCAAAGAAGGCUUAUCCAAAAUCAAAUGCAUUUGAUGAUAAUAUAACAACCGCAGACUCAUUACAGAUUGACUAUAGAUCAAUUCAAACUGCUACAGCUGAUUUUUCAGAGGGUAAUAUGAUUGGUCAAGGUGGAUUUGGUGAGGUUUACAAGGGUACAUUAUUGGAUGGGACUGAAAUUGCAGUGAAGAAACUGUCAAAGUCAUCAGGACAAGGCGAAUCAGAAUUCAAGAACGAGGUUGUCCUUGUUGCAAAGCUACAGCACAGAAAUUUGGUUAAACUUCUCGGAUUUUGUCUACAAGGAGAAGAAAGAGUACUAGUCUACGAGUAUGUGCCCAACAAAAGCCUUGAUUACGUUCUCUUUGACCCUGCAAAGCAAGGCCAGCUUCAUUGGACACGACGAUACAACAUUAUAAGUGGAGUUGCUCGAGGGAUUCUGUACCUUCAUCAAGAUUCACGACUCACAAUCAUACACCGUGACCUCAAAGCGAGUAACAUUCUCUUGGAUACGGAUAUGAAUCCAAAAAUUGCAGAUUUUGGAAUGGCUAGGAUCUUUGGAUUAGACCAAACCCAACAAAACACUAACAGAAUAGUUGGUACCUAUGGUUACAUGUCUCCCGAGUAUGCAAUGCAUGGUCAGUACUCAAUGAAAUCAGAUGUCUAUAGCUUUGGUGUGUUAGUUCUUGAGAUUAUAAGCGGCAAGCAGAAUAGCAGCUUCAACCCAACAGACGGCAUACAUAACUUUGUCUCUUAUGCGUGGAGACUUUGGACUAAUGGAGCACCUCUGGACCUUGUGGAUCCAGUUAUUGUAGAUAAUUGCCAAAGGAGUGAAGUUGUUCGGUGUAUCCAUAUCAGUCUUUUGUGUGUUCAAGAAGAUCCUGUAGAUCGUCCUACGUUGUCAAACAUUAUACUGAUGCUCACUAGUAAUACUGUGACCUUGCCCGUGCCUAGGAAGCCAGGUACUUUCUUUCAGAGUAUACCCAGAAAAGACCCGAUUGAUUCUGUUGAUAAUACCUCUGUCACAGAUCUAUAUCCUUAUUGAAGACGAAUGUUUGUUUACCUUCAUGCUUGAUUCAGUUGAUGAUGCCCCUCAGUCACAGAUUUGUAUCCUCGUUAAAGACGAAUAUUUGUUUACCUUUAUGCUUAUUUUCUAAAUGAAUCGUUACUGACAAUAAGUGGAAAAGUUGUUUUGUUAUAGCUGUACGUAUUGUAAUUGUAACCACUGUAACUGAUGUAAUACUAUUUAUAAGUUUAUUGCGUUUUCCGCCAA
This is a messenger RNA of Brassica rapa (field mustard), 3370 nucleotides long. Its product is annotated as cysteine-rich receptor-like protein kinase 10. The record is from RefSeq and is a predicted model, not a curated record. Gene Ontology annotation, molecular function: ATP binding; protein serine/threonine kinase activity. Lineage: Eukaryota; Viridiplantae; Streptophyta; Magnoliopsida; Brassicales; Brassicaceae. Gene Ontology annotation, biological process: defense response to bacterium; protein phosphorylation. Gene Ontology annotation, cellular component: plasma membrane.